UUCGUAAAAGCAGACAUAUCCUACGCCAAAAACUUUAAGACAGAAACCAAAGGAUUUAUUUAUAUCAUAACCUUUGGUUUAAUUCAAAAUUCAAUCGAUGUAUGUGUGCAUGAAAAAGGGGAUAUAAAUAUAUUACCUAAUCAAGAGCCAGAUAUUUCACUUGAAUAUCGAAAUGGUAACUACUUAACGCGAGCAUUUAAGCAGAGGCUAAGAAAUUGUAAAUAAUUAUUCGUAGUAUUAGGCAAUUGUAUGUAGUUUUAAGAAAUUGUUGUUUAUGCAAAUCAUUCGUUGAUCUUAUGUGAUAUUUUCUUCAUUUUGAAAGCGAUAGGAAGUAAAACCGUGUAGAAAAUGAUUUUCAUUCAACGUAUUUGAUUUAAUUUUGAAAAUCCUUUCCAAUUUAUCAUCCAUUUCGGGCAUAUCAAAAGCAAGCAAACAUUUCGAUUGUAAAAAGCAUAUUCGCACUUUGAUCUACAUACAAAGAAAAGUCUACAACUUAACCCAACACAAUUUUUCAUUAACUUAAGAUUUUACGCAAGUGUAAGAAAAUUGUAAAGCAAAAAGUCUAAACUUUAUAGAAUUAAAACAAUGAAAACCCGAAGUAAUAUCAGCAAGAAAGUAAUGUAAGCUAAGACUAAGCGAAAACUUGCAUUUGCAUUCCAAAAAUUCCUCAAAGAGAAAGAUUAUGAAUAAGUAUUUUCAUCAGAAAGCUGUAAAUAGCCAGACAAGAAGCCAAGGAUUGCACAAGUUAAAAACUUUAAAAUUUGGCAGAAGUCCUGAUACAAGCGUGUAUGUAACUGAAUGUAAUCAGUUUAAUCAGUGCCAAGCUGAGAAAUGUCAAGGGGUCAUUUCAAAAUUAAACUUACUUAUAAAAUACUGUAGGAGACGAAACUAUGCCUGAUUGUUUUUAAUCAUUCCUGAGAGCUGUUUGCGUCUCACACACAGUGUUCUGUUAAUUCGUUAAAAAAGAACGUACACAUCGCAGUUAAUUAGGAUGUAUGACCAGGUGAUAUUCACAUGUGAACUCUUGCACCACAGAACUGUGGGCAGCCAAAUCGAGGAGACACGGCGCACUUGGGAGGAGCGGUGCUCUUGGUUUCCGGCUGCCCAAAGGAAUUUGGCAGCAAGGUGUUCCGAAAUUUACAAGGAGAGUCUUGAAAAGUACGGCAACGAUUACUACGAGUUCUAUGCAAAUAGGAAUCGUUUGAGGGAAGAACACAGAGUUAAUACCAAGUCUUAUAAACGUCGGGAAAGAAGAAGGUCCCACAGGCCAAUGGACCAUUUAAAAGAAUAUAGGGUGUCGCCAACUUCAAACGGAGAAUACGGAAGUGUUCGGCCAAUGCGACUCCUUCACUGGCUUUAGAAAACUGAACGCAUAAAAUUUAAAGUUUGGAAAAAUAGUAUGAUAGUAUGCCGUAUGACCUAAAAUAAAACAAACUGUAGAAAAGAAAAAUAAUAAGAUUGCAGGUAUGUUUUCAGUAACUUACAUUGGUUACUUAUAUUUUGAAAAGAUUCAAAUUUCAUUUUAAAGGAACCUUUUAAAAGUUUACCUCUCUUAAAAAAAAAAGUAGAAAAGCCACUUUUAAACUUUUCAAAGGGAAACGAAGGCCAUUUCUUAUAACACAUUCAUAAAAAAAA
Molecule: messenger RNA, 1635 nt
Organism: Drosophila sechellia
Lineage: Eukaryota; Metazoa; Arthropoda; Insecta; Diptera; Drosophilidae
Exons: 1
Coding region: 992-1360 (122 amino acids)
Source: RefSeq, a predicted model, not a curated record